AUGUCGACGACGACGAAAGUUCUGACUGGGAAAAUUGCUUUAACCAAUGGUUUCGUAACCUUUAAAGGCUACGAUUUAGCUCGUGACUGCGCUGAAGCGCGUAGAGUGGUUGAAUACUGCCUUCAAUUUAAUUUGUUGCAUGACUUACUUACAGUGGAGAAGCAUCUUGAGCUGUACGCUCAUCUCAAAGGAAUCUCAAGUGACCGCGUAAAGAGUGCCGAUAAUCAAAAGAUUGAGAAAUUGGAGCUGAACCAAGCAACGCAGGGACUGAGUGAAGGCAACAAGCGCAAAAAUAUUAACAGCUAUCGCAUUGAUUGGCUCUUUUUGGAUUUUCUUCCUGGACGAGCCUGUGACGGGAGUAGACACAAGCUCGCGAAGGAAUAUACGGAGGAAUGUGAAGCACUCUGCACGCGUGUGGGAAUUUUGGUGAAUGACGAUUUGAAAUGUUUGGGCAGCGUUGAGCACCUUAAGCAAAAGUUUGGCCAAAGUUACAUCGUAGAGCCUUGGAGUUUUACAAGACCAUAUCAACAUUCUGUGUCGUCACUUGAAGUUUCGAACCGUGUUAAAGAGAUAGUGGAAGGCAGACGAAAUGGUAAUGUGCUCCAAAGUCACCUCGAGACGUCGGGCACCAUUCCCAUUAACGUCUUUUGCGCAUGGUGGUACACCAAGGACGUGGGCGGUGCACUGCAACUGAAAUUUGAUUGUAAAUUUCCAGGCUGCCAGCUCGUUGGACACCAAGGUGAUCACUUUCGUUUUCAGGUGCCGAAGCAGUCAUUGCGACCUUACGCAAUUUUUGGCUUUCUUGACGAAAACAAAGAGCGAUUGCACAUUGAUGUAUAUGGUGUGAGUGAAACAUCGUUAGAACACAUUUUCAACACGAUGGCUGUCUACAAAGGAGAUGAACAAUUGCAGGGCAGCGCUAGAUACUGUAGUGCUUAG
Molecule: messenger RNA, 939 nt
Organism: Peronospora farinosa
Lineage: Eukaryota; Oomycota; Peronosporomycetes; Peronosporales; Peronosporaceae
Source: the annotation of a GenBank genome assembly